AUGGCGGACGACGGUCUCUUACUAAAUUUCUCUCUGGGCUCGGAGAUUAUCAAACCUGAGACGAAGCUGAAAGGAGGCACAUGGCGGGAUCGACUGAGCGCGAAGAAGAAAGCGCAGAAUCGGGGGACGCGGGGGCCACGAAAAACGGACGGCGAUGGCAACGAAGAGAAGUCGCGUCCAGUGCGGAAUCCGAAUCAUAUCCAAGUGAUGGGGGCGCGGCCGCCGAAGCGAGCACGCACCGAGGGGGAAUUUGAGGCGGGGAAGUCGUCUCAGACACAUCAGCAGCACCCUGGACAGGUGAUUUCGUCUUUAUUUUCGCGGAAUCCGGAGCCACGGAACGCGGAAGAAGUAGUAAGGGAGGGGGAUGAGAUGAGGGAGGAAGCGAAGCCGAGCAAUGCGCCGUUGAUGGAUGGAUUAGAUACAUUUACGAAUCUAGGACUAUCAGCGACCUUAGCGGCGCAUUUGCUGACGAAGAUGGAGUUGAAGGCGCCGACGGCGAUUCAGAAGGCGUCGAUGCUGCAGCUGUUGAAUGAGGAGAGCGAUGCGUUCAUUCAGGCGGAGACGGGGUCGGGAAAGACCCUGGCGUAUCUGUUACCGUUGGUGCAGCGAAUUAUGGCACUGUCGCGGAAAACAACCACAGAGGAAAAGGAAGGAGAGGCGAAUGUCCAUCGGGAUAGUGGGCUGUUUGCGAUUGUGUUGGCACCGACGCGCGAACUGUGUAAGCAGAUCUCUGUGGUAUUGGAAGGUUUGUUGCGUUGUGCACAUUGGAUUGUAGCGGGGACGGUGAUUGGAGGAGAGAAGAAGAAGUCGGAGAAGGCGAGGCUGAGGAAAGGGUUGAAUAUUCUGGUUGCUACGCCGGGACGACUGGCGGAUCAUCUGGAGAAUACCCAGGUGUUGGACGUGAGCAAUGUGCGGUGGUUGGUGCUGGAUGAGGGCGAUCGCUUGAUGGAGUUGGGCUUCGAGCAGGAGUUGCAGGGCAUCAUCAAGAAACUGGAUGCGCGACAACGCCCGAGUCGCAUCCCCGGGGUGCCUACGAAGAGGACGACUAUUCUCUGCUCGGCUACGUUGAAGAUGAAUGUUCAGAAGUUGGGCGAGAUCAGUUUGAAGGAUGCGAUACAUAUCCAGGCAGACCCGGAAGACGAAGAGGGCAAGUCUAGCAAGAAUGACGGGGAGGAGUCGUUCAGGGUGCCUGCCCAGCUCAAGCAGUCGUACGCUAUCGUGGCAGCCAAGCUGAGGCUGGUGACGCUUACGGCUUUCUUGAAGCGAACGUUCAUGAGGAAAGGUUCCGUCAUGAAGGCGAUUGUCUUUGUUACCUGUGCAGAUUCGGUCGAUUUUCACUUCGAGGUGUUUACACGAAAGCAGAACCAGGAAGCCGACGGGGAAGAAAACAGUUCUAGUGAGAAAGAAGACAACACAACCAAAAACAACCAGCUCUCUCCUCACGGUACCAUCGCCUACGGCACGGCCUUCUCGAACCCCUCCAACCCGGUCACCUUGCACAAGCUCCAUGGCUCUCUUCCGCAGCACGUGCGAACCUCCACCCUCGCUUCGUUCGCGCGUAGUCGCGAUCCGUCCGUCCUCAUCUGUACGGAUGUCGCCUCUCGAGGACUGGAUCUUCCGAACGUCGACCUGGUAGUCGAAUACGACCCGGCCUUCAGCUCCGACGACCACACUCACCGAAUUGGUCGUACAGCGCGUCUGGGACGGGAUGGCCGGGCCUUGAUCUUCCUGAUGCCCGGGUGUGAAGAAAACUACGUCGACGUUCUGAAGCGCGGCUACCGAGACGGUGGCAAGGCGUUGACGCGCACCACAGCCGAAGAAAUCAUCAAGCGCGGAUUCGGCAGCAAUGUGCAGUCUGAAAGCAAGAACUGGGAAGAAAAAGCAACGGAUUGGCAAUUGGAAAUCGAACGUUGGGCCCUCGAGAACCCAGAAUACCUAGAAAUGGCACGACGGGCAUACCAGUCCCACAUCCGGGCAUAUGCUACACACAUCGCCAACGAAAGGAGCAUGUUCAACAUCAAAGAGCUCCAUCUUGGCCAUCUUGCCAAGAGUUUCGCUCUCCGGGACCGUCCGAGCAAAAUCAACGUGCCUGGCCUGCGACCGGGCAAGGAGGAUACGAAGAAGGAGUUCAAGGCGGAGCGUACAUCAGCCUCCGGCAAGAAGAGAAAGGCACCGUCUGGUGGGCAGAAUGACGAUGCCGAUGUGCGUUCUGCGCAUGACACCACCACGGCAGCACAGAAGAUGAGAGCCAAGAUGAAGGAGCACAUGGCCGGAGCAAACGAAUUCAAUCUGGCUUGA
Messenger RNA from Aspergillus tanneri, 2298 nucleotides. RefSeq names its product putative ATP-dependent RNA helicase (gene dbp7). The record is from RefSeq and is a predicted model, not a curated record. Gene Ontology annotation, molecular function: ATP binding; nucleic acid binding. The transcript has a single exon. Gene Ontology annotation, biological process: ribosome biogenesis. Gene Ontology annotation, cellular component: nucleus. Bases 1 to 2298 code for a protein of 765 amino acids. NCBI's taxonomy places the organism in Eukaryota, Fungi, Ascomycota, Eurotiomycetes, Eurotiales, Aspergillaceae.